CUACAGGCCGCGCGGCCGGAAGUGACGCUUGUGGGUGAGGAGCCGCCAGUGCCCUCGCCCGACCCUGGCCAGGAGGCGCCCCGGGGCUCGGGUCCGACCCCUCCGGCCUUUCGGCCCUGCCUCGCCCCGCGCUUCCGCCGGCGGGUUGUGGCAGCGCGGAAAGUGGCGGCCCGUCCUGGGGGGGCUUAGUGCGCGCUGUGGUCGCCCCGCACCGAGCCUGGCGCCUGCUGUUCCUCCCACACGGCGAGCUCGCUCCCCUGCUCGCUCUCUGCUCGCUCGCCCGUGGAAGUUCAGGAAUCCGAAAAUGGGAAGAAACCCGAAAAAUAAAUGCUACUUCAAAUGUAGCAGUCCCUGGCUGUGCCCCACUCAGCUGUAAGCGUAAAGCUCUCCCCCUCGUAGGAUUUCCCGGCCACCGGCAAACGAAAUCCCACUGAGAGAUGGACUACAAGAGACAUGGGGUAUUAAGGAAUAGUUGCGCACCUGAUAUUCCUGCUCAGAAAGGUUAGAGAGAGAACUGGGAAAGGGCUGGGCAAAUGCCUACCAGAUACUUGGGUUUUCCAAACUCUCACUCUGCUCUACGAGCAACGCUGCUUCUGAGGGAGAGAAGGGUAUGGGAUGCCCCGGGGUAGGAUUCACCUGGAGACAAGGGUGAAGGAGCUUCCAAAUUGCCAUGGGCCCUUGUCCCAGUAUCUCCUCCCCAGCUGCUGCUCUUGCCCACAUCAGAUCCGUCUCCGAGGUAGCGUGCUCCCCCACCCCCAUUAGAUAGAGUCAGAAACAAUUAACAUAUCCCUAACCAGGGUCAAAGCUGCAUCUUGAGUUACGCUGUUAAAAAAGGCACACGCACAACACCAAACCAAAUCGAUUUCUCUCUCAGGAACAGCCUGAAAACUUGUUAGAAGGUUUUGAAAUAUACUGAACAGUUGAAAGGUUUGAAAAUAUACAGACCUAUUUCCUUGCUACGUAUACAUACAAACCCCCACUCUAAAUCGUUGCUUCUUGGGGGCGGUGAAGCCAGGCUCUUCCAUUUGAUAGCCCCAGACAGCGGGUGUGAUUAGGAUACUGCCCUGCCCGCUGAGUGAUGGUGUCAGAGUGCCACACACAAUUAUCCCAGCAGUGUCCCCCCCCCCCUUUUUAUACAAGCCCCAAAUCUUCCCUUACAACAGAGACCCUGGUUCAAAAGGCCAUGGAUGUUGUUUCUCAGGAGGCUUUAGAGAAUGAAGACCCAUCUCCCAAGUGCGUGAAUGCACCAGUCGAGUAUGGCGGGGGAGUGGAGGGAAAUGGGCCUCUCAGCUGCCUAUAGUCAAGGGUCAACUGAAAAGGAAAGAGAAAAGAAUAACCCCUGGCCUUGUCUGAGUUCAGCCCUCCACUGGCUGCUGUGAGGUGGGGCGGCCUAGUCUGGGGUUGUGCACAGCUCAGACAGGGCCUUGGCCUCAGGACUGGCCUGGGAACGCUUUGGCAGACAGGCAGCCAUCACCCCUCAGGGCUCGCCACCUUCUCCCUGGACAUGGGCUGGCACGAAUUCCCCCAGGCUGGGGCUAGUGACAGCUCCCUGCAUGGCUGGUUUCAGAGCAGCACAGUAGGGGGGUUACUGGGCUCCCACAGCUCAGCCCCUCCCUGCUGCUUCACGCACUUUCUUUCACUGGGAUUUCUGUGGCUCUCUCUUGUUCCCUUGCAGCAGGUCUCUGAUCUCCCAGACCACUCUCUACAGCACCUGUCUCUAGUGCUGCUAGCCCUGCUCAGCCUCACUGCCCCAUCUUUUCCACCUAGCUGGGUGGGAUAAAAGCAGGUACACAGCCCCUGAGCUCCCCCCGUCUCUGGAACCAAGGUCAGGGGAGCUCUCCCCCAGUGUGCUAGGAGGGUGGGUGUUUACUGCGGGGGGCUUAUUCCCUGGCAAGUCUGCAUCAGGGCCAGGCCCAAUCUGGCCACAACCAAUGGCUAUCGGGAGCGUCCCUGUUGCUGAACAGCUGCCUGCUUCAUUUUUCAUGUCAGCUACAAUAGGAAUUGGGUUGAAUUUAUAAACGGGGGCAUUGUUCCCCCUGCAUUUAGAAACAUGGUUCUCUCAUGGAGAGGAGGGGAUUGAAAUUAGAACACGAGAUAUUCCCCACCAUAGCAGCUCUCUGGCCAGCGCUGUGCUCAUUGCAGGGGGCUGUGGAGUUUCUACUAGCUCCGUGCUUAAAAUCGGUAGGAGGGCUAGUUAACACUACUGCCUCUGAUGUCAGCACCUCCAUCAGCUGACUGCCGGUAGCUAUGAGACCACACAGCAAUGCGAGCUUCUUGUUACUUGUAAACAAGCAUACACCAUGUAUUGAAUUUGAGCUUGUUGGAAAACCAGUGGAAACACUUCACCACAAGCCGAGAAGCCAUGGAGUCUUUUUAUCUGUAUGACAUCAGGGCUGUAACCUCCAACAAAACCAUUGAGAGAAUUAUUUCACCCAUGGCAGCUCAACUCUGUCAUUUAAUGAUCGCAGCUGAGUGGGAAGGGGUGAAUAACGAGCGCCUCGCUGAUUUAGAAAAAGCUGCUGAAGAAUUAGCCAAAGCUACCCAAGAACUUGCUUAUGUUGCAAGAAGGGUGGCUCAUGAGUACAACGAUGAGCUGCUGGCUGGGGAGAUGCUGCCUGCUGCUGAAUCGCUCCUCACGUCUGGGAAGAGCAUCUUACUGGUGGCCCAGAAACUUCAUAUUCAGCCAGACGUUCAGAGUCAUCAGGAGGAACUGAUUGAUUCAGCAAAGAGAGUCUUAAUGGAGACUGUAAAGAUCCUCCAGCUUGAAGAUGAUGCUGCAGUGACAAGGAUUAUCCAGGCCGCUCAUUGGCUUCGGGAUUGCCUGACCACACUUGAGUUCGCAGAAGACGUACCAGCUCUGCUGGCUGCUUUCCGUGACUUUUCAGAGUCCUUGGUCCUGCUGAACAAUUUGACAGAAAGACGCAUCCAAGAGCUCAGAGAUUCUCCUCCUCAGAAGUAUUUGGCCCAGACGCUGCAGAUCCUUAGGAAGUGCGUCCCGAUGUUGCAUGCUGCAAAACUCAGUCACCUGAAGCACCCCCAGGACCAGCAUGUGAAUGGUUCCAAAAACUACAUUUUCAAUUUGGUGGAUAGCACCAUAAAGGAACUGAUUUCCUUACUGACAAACACCACCAGAAACAAGGAACUACUGGAGAGAAAUGGGCUCUUUUCCCAGCACGUGAGCCAGCUGCUGGGCCUCCUGUCCAACACAAACCCUGCUCACCUAGCUGAGGGCAAAUUCAGUUUUCUUGUGGAAACACUGGUCUUCCACUGCAUGCUUUUAGCUAACUCAUCCAGGCCAAGGAUUAAGCUGCAGUUGAUAAAGCACUGCCAUCAUCUCCUAAUGCUCAGGAAAAGCAUUUCCAACCAUGGAAGCAUAAUGGAGGAAUUGCCAGCACAAAGCCAACUAGAAUGCAACCUAGAAGAGAAAUGUCAUGCAAUGAGAGUUGAGGUGGAGAUUCUUGAUCAAACAGUGCUCACUGCUGUUUUGUGUCAGAUUCUGGACACUUUCACAGACAUUAACGAACCCCUGAGAAGGUUAAUGGAGGCUGCACUGGAACCUACUACUGGGCAAUAUUCUCCUGCAGGAGAGGAUGGAUUUCUAAGAAAACUUCAGCCUCUUGUUACUGCCUUCUUCGAUCAUGCUCAUCAGAUGCUCAAAGUGGCAAAUUUUGUUCUGGCCAGCUGCACCAACGUCAAAAUCAUUAAAGAAAUUGAAGAUUGUGUAGACUGUUUAAAUAGACUCCUUGCCACGAUGCCUCUACUCCUUACGGAAAUGAGCAAGGAUCCUAAUAAGAUUCACAUCCAGGAACAACUACAAACCUUCUAUCAAAGAUGGGCUUGGACAACAGAAAGCUUGUUAGCGUGUGUUGAUGAGACAAUCAACUUGCCUGAAUUCCUUGAUCUGUCUAUUCAGGAAAUGGCCGAUCACAGAGAGUGUUGUGAACAAGAACUAGAGAGUCAGAACUCUGGAAAGUUUUCAUGGCAUGCCACUCAUAUGAUCAGCCGAGCGGCUCGCGUGAUCCAAGUUACUAACAGAUUUGUGGAUAAAGUCAGAGAUCCUAUUUUCAAGAACGGUUUGUUAGUUUUAGUUAAGCAAUUGGAAAUCUCCAUUCUGGAAGUGAAAACUGCUACUAGCCACUGUUUAGGAGGCAUCUCUUUUCUACAAACUAGAAACGCAUUUUCAAAGAGAGUAAAGCAUCUGAUGGACUCCACUCGAAAUGUCAGAGAGGGGUUGCAUGAGUCUAACCAUCCAGAUAUUCUUAGUCCACUUCGGGAACAAAUUCGGAGCCUUGACAUUCCAAAAGAGCUGGGAUACUUUUCAGCCCAGGACCAUAUAGAGCUCAGACCACCAGAUGACAUAAAACAAAGCACUACUGACAACACUGAAUUAGUAGAAGAAUUUUUAAGCGAACGGCUUCCAUCAGCCACCUCUCCUCUUGAGAUGCUUCCAAGAGCAGGUAACUUACACCCGGGAAGAGUGGAUGUACAUCCUGUGAUCAAUGAACUCAUCACUGCAACAAAGAAACAUGACAUUACUGCUGUAAACACUGCUUGCUUUGGUUUACUUGAACUUUCCAACUGUUGUGUAGAUGCAGCUCAGGAAGCCUUACCAAUUGUCAAGUCACCACUGCUGGAAAAGCUGACCCACUACAGAAAGAUAGUUCUAUUAACACCAUCUAUUAUUAGCUUAGCUAGGGAGAUAGGUCCAAACCCAGUUUCCAGAGCAGACAGACUUCUUCCAACAGCUGUUUUGUUAUCGGAGAAGAUUUGUGAAACUAACCAAUGCCUGGUGGCUGUGGCAGGCUCUUGGUACAGUCUAGUCCAGCAGUUAUUCUGCACAGUAGCUCCAGCUGACUUGCUGAAGAGCAAACAAACUUUGGAUGAGAUAAUGCAGACUUUAGCAAGAGUUGUUCAGCUAGCGGCUGAUGUUGCCCGUACAGAUUGCGAAGAGGAGCUCACGAUAGUUCCUAAGAUUCAGGAAAGGUUUGUACGGGUCCAAGCAAAAUUCACAAGUGCUCAGACUAAUACAAAGCAUUUACUUGAAAAGGCCUUGUCUUCUGAUUGCUUCCGUUCUCACCAGGACCGUCUCGAGGGGAUCUGCCUUCUCUGGUCUGUCAGCAUACAGGUGGUCCUGAGUGCUGUGGAUCAGCUCAUAGGACGAGAUGUUUUGUUCUUAGGUGAAUUAAGGAAUACAAUGAAGCACAAGCUUUGCUUGCGGGAUGUCCUGGCAGCUGUAUCCGAGAGCUCUUUGAGAAUACAGGAGGCAGCCCGGCUGUCCUAUCUCGCCUGUGCUGAACGUAGUGUGCAGUGUGACAUCCUAGCGCUCCGGGAGGAGGUAAAGGUACUAACUGAAGCUCUCCUGCAAGUGGCGGAUGUUCUGUCUGUCUCCCCAGUGCCUGCUACAAACUUGUCCAUUCGUGCUGAGCUGCUCCAACGAGAGCUUGCUGUUAGAGUGAAAGCACUUCUGCUCCUCCUGACCAGCACCAAUCAGGAGUACACAAGGGUCAUCCAAAACAUCCUCAGACUGGCCUGGCCUCCUGCGCGUGCCCAGGGAGGUGAUAGACGGAUGGUUAAACAGGCAGGUCAGAUAAUGGCAAAUGUCCAGCUGGUCAAAACCAUCAUAGAAGACACUUUGGAGAACACAGCUCAUCUAAAAAUGCGGGAAAGCCUGCUCUCCCUGACAGACCACCUUCUCCUCCUUACUGCUGAGCUGCUAGGAAGAGCUGGUGAGCAGCUUCAAAGCCAUCAGGACAAGGAGCUGGUCCAGCUAGAUUACAUUGCAUGGGAGUGGUCUGCUAACGCUCACUAUGUGGUGACGCAGCUUCAAUCAGUGAAGGACAUUGAUAAAGCUGCCUUGGAGCUCGUUAAGCAGUGUUUACAAAACAGCAAGUCACAUGCUGUUGCAAACCAAUGUCAUGGCAAAACAGAGCUCUCCCCCGCCAGGAUACCCAGCACCAAACAUCAGAAUCACACACACCAAGCCACUUCAGCAGACCCCUGGCCUACCAUGAGUGAAUCGAAAGGCUUAGCUGCCAGGGAUGCAUUUGAAAUCAUGCUCCUGAGUGACUCUCCUAACGACUCCCACUCCACUAGCAGCAAGCAGGGUAAGGGAGCCGCUCCUGCUGCCCUGCCAGAGGAUGCUGGACAGUGGCAGGACGACAGCAAUAAAAUGCCCCAAGUCACCAAGGAAAUGGCCACUGGGAUGUCUCACAUGGCACGGUUUCUAAAGAGGAAGGGACCGAUAACGACCAAAGAGCAGCUCAUUGCCUGUGCUAGUCAAAUGGCUUCCAAUGGGCAAGUGUUUGUCAGAUUUGGCCACCUGAUUGCAAAGAACUGCCUAGAUGAAAGAUGUGCAACUGAACUGCUGUGUGUCACCGAGCAAAUCCAAACAAUCAGCAACCAGCUCAGAAUUAUUUCCAGGGUCAAAGCAGCAACAGCAGGGAGUAAGUGCUCUGCUGAACUAUUGGUGAACAAUGCACAGAAUCUGUUUCAAGUGGUCCUACAGUCCCUGAAGGCAGCAGAGACCGCGUGCGUCAAAGUAAGUGUGCACUGGUAUGGGUCAAGAUUCUUUCAGAAGGUGAGUUCAAAUAUAUUCACAUUUUUACCCCCAACACUUCUGGAUUCAGGCUGUAACUUUCAGAGAAUUUUAAGGGAGUUCAGUGUCCAAAUCUCACUGGAAGUUGGACACUUAACUCGCUCCCUGAAGAGCCUCUGCAAAUCCCAUCUGGAAUCUGUGUUUGCCUCUCAAAGGUGACCAGGUACCAACUGUAGCACAGACAUUCCCUGGCAGCUGAUUGCACUGGAGUUCUGUCUUCCUGGGGGAACCAUAAAUGUUCCUUAGCCUGAAUUUGUUGUGUUCUGCAAACCCAUAAUUAGAAUUUCUCACAGAACGUGACUAUUGUGACUAUAUAAGUCUCUUAUAACGGAGACAACUGCUUCCUGGAUCUGCAACCUUUGCUCCUGCCCUGUACUUACCGUAUUGAAUCAUCCCUCCAAAUAAUGGACCUUCACUGUCACAAAUUCCAAGUUGCCCUCUGAGAUGAGGACUGCCCAAUAAGUACUGGGCCAUAUCUAUAAGGCGAAGCCGCGUAAGUUCAUCAAAGUGCCUUCAGCUUUUGAUUUUGGAUAGAAAGGCAGAUAGACAAAAGAAACACACUGCCGUGGAAGUAGAUUUUCAGCUGGGGCUUUAGAGACAGGUGAAGUGUCUCUUAGGCUUUGUCUUGGCUCAGUUAAGUUUCCAUUAAAACUCCCAAGGGCUUCCUAAUGAUGACAGCAAGAAAUAACUAAAUACCUUAAAUAAUUGAAUAGAGCAAUCUUUAAGUGAGCGCGCUCAGAAAACAGGCACUCUUUCAACCAGGCUCUGCUGAUACGACCUAUAAUUUCUGAAAAGUUGUAAAUAUUAAGGCCAGAAGAGACUAUUGUGAAUAUCUAGCCUGACCUUCUGUAUAACACAAGAAACUCGUAACUUCUGGUUCAGCUACAGUGUAUCUUUCAGAAAGAGAUCCACCUUGAUAUAAGGACUCCAGGUGACAGGGAAUCCACCACAUCCCCAGGGAAAAUGUUUCAAUGGCAAUGGUUAUCAUCGGCACUCUUAAAAAAUGUGCAUCUUGUUUCCAGUUUGAAUUUGCUGACUUCAACUUCCAGUCUUUGGUCUAUUAGAUUAAGGAGCCUUCUACUAACAGAAAUCAUUCCCAUUUAGGUGCUUAUAGACUCUCUCUCUUUUUGAUAAACUAAAUGGAUUGAGUUCCUUUAGUCUCUCAUUAUAAGGUGCUUUUUCCAGACCAUAAAUCCAUUCUUGCAGCUCUUCUCUGAAUUGUUUUCCAUUUUCCCAACACAUUGUUACUCCUUUUCAACCCAAGUGGUUAAUCAACGUUUUGGGGCACUGGGGGCAUUCCAGUUGGGAGUAGAAAUUUAUGAUGGAGACUGAUAUGUUCUUUGAUGCAGUAUUGUGUAUUGACAAGGAAGUACAUAGUCCUGCUUUUCCAAAUGCAGGAAGAACCAAAAUUUAAAAGCUACUUAUCUUGCAGGCCAAAGCUUCUUUCAGCCAGCAGCCCUGACCUCUCCCUAGCUUCUCCCAGGGCCACACCAUGCUUACAGGCUGCUGCUUGGCUUUCCUUCCCUGAGUCUGUUUGUUGUCUGCACACCAGCUUGUCCCCCCCACCCUCAAAUAAAACGAACCCCCUCACCCCAAAACAAUACCCAGUUGAACCUUGCCAACAUGGUGCUGCUAGUUUCUGGGUAGACUCCACUAUGCCUUAUUUAGGAACUUAGCUGUAAGAGACAAGUUAUCUCAAAUGUAGGGCACAUUCACACCCAGCAGUUUAAAUAAGGUUUAACCUAACCAACAAGGUUUUACCCAGCUCAUAACUAUACUUUUACGAAGUGUGGAGAGCAGAACUGGACACAGUCUCACCAAUGCAGUAUGAAGAGACAGUAUCACCUCUCUACACUUGCUACAUAUUGCCCUAUUUGUACAUGCAAGGAUCGCACUGGCUUUUGUCCCCACAGCAUCAUGCUGGGAAUGCAUGUUCUACAAUAGCCUGUAAACCCUCUUCAGUCACUGAUUUCCAGGACACAGGUAUUUUUGGUUCCAAGAUUAUGACUUUGCAUUUGGCUGUAUUAAAACAAAUGCUGCCUGGCUACCCCCCAUUUACUAAGCAAUCCAGCUUGCUCUGUAUCAGUGACCUGUCCUCGUUAUUUACCAGCCCACAGAUCUUAGUCAUCUACCGAUUAUUUUCAGCAAUGAUUUUCUUUUCUUCCAAUGAAUUGAUGAAGAUACUGAAUUGCAUUGGGCUAAGAAUAAAUCCCUGGGGGCCUCACUAGCUGAUUCCCCAUUAACAACUGUGUUUUCAGAUCUAUCAUUUAGCCUGCUUCUGAUCUAUUUAAUAUGGACAAUGAUUUUGCAGAGUACCAGCUUGUUAAUCAGAAUGUCACACUGUACUAAGUCAAGUGCCUCUUUUCCAUAAAACCAUACGGAUUGGCUUUUAUUAUAUUUCCAUCCUUUAACUCUUUACUGACAGUCCUGUGCCAGCUGUUCCAUUGUUUAGGCUAGGAGAGGUGUCAGGCUAACCAAGUUAACUUGGUUCCCACAUGUAGGCAUCUAGAGGUGGUGUGUUUAGGCCCCUUUGUACUAUAAGAAAUUUUAAACUCCCAUGUCUAUCCACGUAUAUUAAUGUGGGUAAUUAUUUUGCUUCCUUCAAACAGGGUUUGCGAAAGCCAGAUCCUGACUCAGAAGAAGCAGAGGCAGCUGCCUUUUGUAUGCAAUGGAAGAAAAAGCUGUUAAGGCACAGAGUCAAAGAAGCUUUAAACCCAGAUAGGGAUGAAUUUGGACUUCGCAGAGCACGU
Molecule: messenger RNA, 9345 nt
Organism: Chelonia mydas (Green sea turtle)
Lineage: Eukaryota; Metazoa; Chordata; Testudines; Cheloniidae
Product: catenin alpha-2
Exons: 7
Coding region: 2363-6754 (1463 amino acids)
Biological process (GO): cell migration; cell-cell adhesion
Cellular component (GO): adherens junction; catenin complex
Molecular function (GO): actin filament binding; beta-catenin binding
Source: RefSeq, a predicted model, not a curated record